Messenger RNA from Rotaria socialis, 483 nucleotides. The record is from the annotation of a GenBank genome assembly. Lineage: Eukaryota; Metazoa; Rotifera; Eurotatoria; Philodinida; Philodinidae.
AUGAUAAAGAUUCUUUUAAUUUUGUGUUGCUUUCAAAUUCAGCUUACAUUACACGCUUCUAUAAAUGAAUUGACUAAAAACGAUUGUACCUAUCAAGAUGGUAGAUUUGGUACCAUUAAUUUAUCUCAAGUUGGUUUAAAACAUGGUACACCCGCGUUUCGACAUAUUCGUCAAGAUGAUUACUUUUAUUCUUACAAUCCUUGCUAUCCAUUUUCUGAAGAGCCAACUUGCAUUAAUGUAGCGAUGUGUCAAACAUUUAAAGAUGAAUCAGUAUCUUAUGUUCUUGGUUUUAAUUCUAUUGUAACCUGGUCAAUAAGUGUCGAUGGACAAGCGACACUUGUUUAUUCUGCCAUUGAUCGACAAGCGAUUGUUAAUCUUGUAUGUUCACCAGACUUAGAUCAACUUAUUGUCAAUGGUGAAUAUGAACGUAAACAUUAUAAUUUAACAUUGCUUAGUAAGUGCGCUUGUUGGAAUCAAUGCUAA